AUGACGGUGUUCGGGCACCCCGGAGUGGGGUUCCGGGCCGGGAAGAUGAUGAUGGCCGCGCAGCAGGUGUUCCCGGUGGACUACGAAGCCGAGGUGUCGCAGCGGCUGGUGGAAGCUGUGAAGAGGGGGGAUAUGAGGGCGACAAAGGAGUGUCUGGCGGACCCCUUUGUGGAUGUCAACUACGCAGGCGCCGUUUCGCUCAAAGGCCGGCGGGCGGUGGUGGUGCUCCAUGAGGAGACGGCCGACGAGGUGAAGGUCGAGUACGAGGAACUCCGGACGGAUGUUUCUGCCCUCUUCCUCGCCGCCCACUCCGGCAAUCUCCAGCUCGCCCGGAAACUACUGGUAAGCCUUUCUCUCCGGAAAAGAUCAUUGAUCAUUGGUAGGAUGCCCUUCGAUUUUCGUAUGUUCCGAUUUUGGAUACCUCACACCACCAUAAGGGGGCAGCGGUUCUCUGCCGAUCUUCUCUUAAAUCGUUCCUUGCGGAUACCCUACAUGUCGGAAGCAGAUCGGGGUUCCUGCUUUUUUUUUUCUUAGUAUAGAUGUUAGUCCGUGCAGCUUCCCUACUGUGUGGCUAUUUUCUUAAGAAGUUUACUCUCCCCUCCCCUUGGUCUUCUUUCAUACCUAUGAGUUUGGUCAAAGCUCCUCCUGCUUGAAUGUUUAUCUGUCUGCAUAUCCUGAGGAUUUUUUUUUCUUGAAGCCGCGUCCUCUUUUUUUCCCUCCUCCAGGAAAGUCCGUGCACAUUUUAAUGAAUUUGUGUGGUGUUUUUUUUCCUCGUAAGGAUCUGGGCCUUGUCUGAUGAUCACUGCUUUUGCAUAUUAUGAGGAAAUUUAUCUUCCUCUUAAGUCGUAGUUUUUAACAACAGAUUUCUAGUCGUAACUAUAGAUUGUAAAACAGGGGAUUCCUUAGUUCUCCGGUCUGAACAAUCAGCUCAUGUUUGUUUCGCUGCAGCUUCUUUUCCCCCCCCUUGCUUAUAAGAUCAUGAUUUUCCGCUCUGGGUCUAUACAUUAUAACUCUCUCCGACAGCAAUCUGUCAUGUAUUAUGAUUUUGGUGACCCUUAAUGGUCAAUCUUCCCCUUUCAUAUUGAAUGAAUGCUUGUUAGGUUCUCGUCUCUAUCUUCGCAUUGAAAAUCACAUUUUAUGGGGAGUAUGAAAACCUCUGAUCUAUUAUUCUCUUGAUUCUCUCCCUUGUUCGGAAAUUUUCUGGUGGAAUUGAUUCCUUGUGGUCCUUUCUUCCCGUCCUCUGACCAUAUUCCUUCAAUGGCGAGUCAUGGCGGGGGUUGGGGACGGCUCGUGCAGUUAACACCAUCUCAUUCUCAUUUCAUUCUUGUCGAACAUAUUUCCUACCUUUACGUAUUACUCCGCUCGCCCCUGGACUCUUGCCUUUACCGGGGCUGGGUGCUUCCCCGGGAUCACAUCAGUCGCAUCAGUCGUCGUCGCGAUCCCGCUGUCAUUCGCGAAACAACAUUUCAACCGGCAUCUCCGUGCCGGGGAUGGCGGGCUUUUUGCCAUAUUACGGUGCCUUCUCUUGCCUCCAGCUAAAAAAAUCUUCUUGAUCAGUUAAUACGAUUAUGAAAGCAUCACUUUUUUGCAUCUUCUGAGAUAUGAUUACGUAAGGUUCCAGCUUGCCCUUGGUUUACGAUACAUUGAUUGAGAGCUGUUAACUCCUAGAUAGAGUCUAUAAUCUUAGAGAACGGUGGCGUACGCCGGCUCCUUUCUCCCCUGGUUCCGCCGGCCACAGGGCGAGCGUCGUCCAGAUCCUUUCCCCUCACCUGAUACCAAGAUCUCCUGUGUUUCUCUCCAUCUUCUCGGGCUCAUUCGUCUCCCCAUAGCUCUUUGUAAUCACCAUCUUCUUCUACUUGCAAACAGUCGAUUUUGGGUUCACUUCCGGGGCUCUGACGUGACCUCAUAGCCAGGGAAACAUUAUAUUUAAUGAGGUGACCGGCCGAUCCUGGAUUGGUGUUGGUCUCAGUUGGUCCACUCUCUCUAUGGCUACCUGUGACCACGAGCAAGACGAGACAACACUUCGUUACAUCAAAUGCGUGUCAAACUCGUCCUUAUUAUAUCAGAAAAACACUCUCAUGAGUCCUGUCUCUUGGUUAGCGUGGCCUCAGUACUGUAUGGGCGACACCACUGGGUUACUCUUUCUCUCAGCUACCUGCGUUGACAUGUCCUCAUUUGCCUGACCCGCUAUAGGGUCCCUGCUUUUGAAUAUCCCAUGAUGUCGUGAUCCUGGGCCCUCAUUUCCCUACAGGUGACCCAUCCCUAUCCAACCUCCCCCCGUCCUCUGCUCCCUCCCUAACUGGAUACCUUCUCACUGGCCAUUUCUUAGACUGUUUUCUAGCUGAUCAUCUAUCACAACGUGGAAUCUUCUCGGGUCAAAGUCCACGGUUGCACCUUCCCUCGCCCGACCCCCUCUUCCAGAAUAGCAUUUAUGUGGACUGUCGUACUCUACGUCUGUGACGCAGUCCACCCCCACUGAGUUAUUCUGCAUCUCCUUUUAUCCCACCCCUUUCUCUGGUACAGCCAUCCUCGUCCAUGUUACCAUCUGGUAGUAGAGCUAGGCGCACUCACGUGGCCUGUUUAUAUACCGUGCAAUGGUUUGUCCCCUCAGGAAUAGCGGUGGCUGGCAGACUGCACUCUAGUUAUUGUAGCGCGCACAGUGAUAUGACAUAAAUAUCAGAGAUUCAUAGAUCCAAGCCGUCUUCUUUGCUGGGUUUUCCUGGAAUUGUCGGCUUGUCCUGGUCAAGCCCGUCCAGGUCGUCCGAGUUGGUCUUUUCGGGAUCUGCGACUCAGCUCCUAUCGCCACAUGUGCAGCUGACCGGCCUCGUGUCUCCAUUCCCACCGUCGUUGCCUUGUCGGCAAAAAAAUUAUUUGCUGACAAUUUGCUUGUCUAUCUGGGAUCCGCCGCCGUCCUUUCGGUACCCAAGUGGCCGUGUGAAUGACUGCCCACCGGUGCCGAAUCUGAUCAGAUCGAGCCCUACCCCAUCUUGAACCCAUAUGAAUGUUGCCCAUGGCCUCCUCCCCAUCGUCGAUGCGUCUUUUCUCUGUCGCGACCGGUCCCUUCUUGCAUUAUUCGGACUCUGCCGCUGCUGGGCAUUUGGUGGAAUCUCCGGGACACCGAUGUUGCAUGGUCGAAUCACGUCUGGUUUCCUGGGAGCAUAAAUUCGUUGAUAAAUAGUACUUCAAUUUAUAAUGUCACUCAUCUGGUUUUCCCCGAACUGGUUCCCCCGCUGUGGCGGUCUUUCUUUUCUAACAGUUCUUGAUCAGUCAAAAUGGACGUGCAUAUUCUUCGCCUGACGCGUUAAAACCAAUGUAGAAUAAGGAAAGGAUGAACCAAUCCUUCGUUAUUGAUUCCUGGUUCUGCUUGGUUCAUCGGACAUUCUGAUCGACGGUGCUCUGGAACAGAAUGCGGGUGCGGACGUCAACCAGAUGCUGUUCCGAGGGUUUGCGUUGACGGCGGCCUCGAGGGAAGGGCUGACGGACAUGGUGGAGCUUCUCCUCAAGUCCGGGGCAUCACAGCCGGCGUGCGAGGAGGCGCUGCUGGAGGCAUGCUGCCACGGCCGGCCAAGGCUAGUCGAACUGCUCAUGGGGUCUGACUUGAUUAGGCAUCAGGUCGCCGUUCACGCGCUCGUGCUCGCAUGCUGCCGCGGCUUCGUCGACGUCGUCAACUCUCUCAUGAAGGUUCUCCACUCCUCCUUGCUCGUCCAUUCCGCCUUCCUGAAUGAGACAUUACUCCGUUUGUGGUGACUGACCUCCGCUCCGGAUCAUUUCUCCCUGCAGUGGGGGGUGGACGCGAACGCCACCGACCGAGUGCUGCUCCGCUCUGCCAAGCCGCCCCUCCACACCAAUGUCGACUGCCCGCCCCUCAUCGCCGCCGUCGUCAGCCGCCAGACCGCCGUCGUCCGGAAGCUAUUGGAGGUAGGUGGUACAACAGAACAGCACCGUCUUCUUCCUUCUAUUCCUGUCACUGCGUGCACUGACGGCGGCGCCGCUCUGUAAAGUCCGGCGUGGGGAGGAACGCUGAGGUGCGACUAGGAGGGUGGUCGUGGGACGCGGAGACCGGAGAGGAGCUCCGGGUCGGCGCGGGGCUCGCCGAGCCCUACGGCGUCGCCUGGUGCGCCGUGGAGUACUUCGAGUCCUCCGGGGCCAUCCUGCGGCUGCUGCUCCGGGACCAUCCUGCCGGCGCCGCCCUGCACAACGGCCGGGCCCUCCUCCACCACGCCAUCCUCUGCGCCAACCCCGCGGCCGUCGACGUGCUGCUGGAGUCGGGCGCGGAGCCCGAGUCGCCGGUCUGGACCAGCUCGAGACCCGCCUUCCGGCCGAUCCACAUGGCGGCGAGGUUAGGCCGGCCGGAGAUCUUGCUCCGCCUCGUCGGCGCAGGCUGCGACUUGAACUCGCGGACAGAUUCCGGCGACACAGCCUUGGUGUUGUCUGCCAAGCACCGGCAAGGGGAGUGCUUGCGAAUCCUCGCGGCGGCCGGCGCCGACUUCGGUCUCGUCAACUCUGCCGGCGUCAGCGCCGCCUCCGCCGCUGCCUCCGAUCAGUGGACCGCCGGCUUCCAGCAAUCGGUGCUCGCCGUUAUCCACUCGGGGAAGAUCCCCUGCUCCAGCGACCACUCGGUCUUCUCCCCCUUGUUGUUCGCGUCCCGGACCGGCGACGUCCGAGCCCUGCGGGCCAUUCUGAAUCAGCCAGAAGUCAACCUCGACGAGCAAGACGACGAGGGCCACACCGCCGUCAUGAUCGCGGCGAGAGAGGGCCACGUCGAGGCCUUCCGGUGCCUGGUCUUCGCCGGUGCGGACGUGAAGCUCUGCAACAACUCCGGCGAGACGGCCGUCACCCUCUACCAGCACAACAAGGAGAAGAGGGACUUCUUCGAGGAGGUGAUGCUUGAGUUCACCCUCGAGAAGGGCGCCGCUGGUGGGUUCUGCGCCUUGCACUGCGCGGCGCGCCGGGGGGACUACGCCGCCGCGCGUCUCCUGACCAGCCGCGGCUACAACGUCAACCUCCCCGACGGCGACGGCUAUACGCCGCUGAUGCUGGCGGCGAGGGAGGGGCACGGCCUGCUGUGCCAGCUCCUGAUCUCCGCGGGGGCACUCUGCGACGUCAAAACCAGCCGGGGCGAGACGGCGCUGUCGCUCGCCAGGCGGCACGAAGGAAACGGGGCGGAGGAGGUGAUCCUCGACGAGCUCUCCCGGGUCCUCGUGCUGGGCGGCGCGCCGGUUAAGAAGCACACCAAGUGCGGCCGGGGGUCUCCCCACGGGAAGGUGGUGAGGAUGGUGGCCGGCGAGGGCGUGCUGAGGUGGGGGAAGGGCAGUCGGCGGAGCGUGGUCUGCAGAGAAGCGACCGUGGGGGCGAGCCCGUCGUUCCUGCGUAAUCGUCGGGGGAAGGCGGACGCCGCAGAGCCCGGGAUCUUCAGGGUGGUGACGACCGGCGGCAGGGAGAUACACUUUGCGUGCGGGGCCGGCGGCGAAGAGGCAGCGCGGCUCUGGGUGAGGGGCAUCGGGCUCCUGUCGAGGGGCCCCGCUGGGGAAGAAGGUCGGGUCGGAAGGAGAAAAUAA
This is a messenger RNA of Spirodela intermedia, 5558 nucleotides long. NCBI's taxonomy places the organism in Eukaryota, Viridiplantae, Streptophyta, Magnoliopsida, Alismatales, Araceae. The record is from the annotation of a GenBank genome assembly.